AUAUAUAGCAUUAGAAACAAAAAAUCCAGUAAUACAAGUCUAAAAAUCUUGUUUAGAAUUAGCGACUAGAAAUAACACUUUUUUUGGAAAAACUGGUAAGUUUUCGAAUCUGUUCCCGUGACGCAAAUGAACCUCCCACACUGACACCAUUUCCUGUUAAUAUUUUUCAACCAAAAAAGCUAUCCCAUAUUUCCACCGAUUGCAGUUAUUUGAUAUUUUUUUAUUUCGAAGUACUGUGUUCAUUCAGAAAUUAUUCACACAAAAAUCGUCGAAAAUGUUCAUUCAACAAAAGGCGAGCGAGCCGAGGCACCUCCAUAAAAAAUACAUAAGUGCAAAGUAAAUCACAAUUCGACGAGCCUUCCCUUCCCGGUGGGGGGGCUCUUCAAACUUUCAGCUUCUCAUUUUAGUUAAGUUCAAGUAUCUGGUGUGUGUGUGGUGUGUGGCUGUGUGUUGUUGUUGUUGUUCGUGGGAGGGGUCACUGUACUGAGCGGCCCAAAUUGGAAGGCGAAUCGUUUUUCAACCCGAACAGCCCGAAAAACGUUUCUCAGAAUCACCGAACAGCCGAAAUAUCGCCAAGUCAAUGCAAAAAUGGUUCAAUCACUGGGCUCAUAAUUUAGGGCACUCGUCUCUUAAAGUUCACGAAUGUCAAGUGCAUGGAUCUGCCGACUUCCAGGGGCUUCACGAAAUACGAAUAUUGUCGCCUGAAAGUGAUCCGCAGGAAUCAUGUGGAGCUCUCCCUGAAGGUCAGUCUCCUGCAGCUUCCGAUUCGGAAUUUGACAGCCCGGCUGCAGUGCUUCCAAAGACGCGAUGGCUAUCGACCCUUUAUGUACAACAUACUCUUUGAUUUCUGCAAACUGAUGAGCAGUUCCAACUACGCCAUAUCCUUCGAGCGAUUUAUAUUCGACUCUAUACGAAAGCAUAGCAAUUUUAAUCACUCCUGUCCAUGGAAGGAGAACCACAUGACGGUGGAGAAGUUCGCCCUGGAACUAGACAAGAUCAAUAUGCCAGUACCCUCUGGCACCUACCGCUUGGAUUUCACCUUUUACGCCUACGGUAUAGCUCGCACAUUGACACAGGUGUUUUUUGAGAAAAUCGAGUGAGACCCAGGCGUCACUCUUGCGUUCUUAGUUCUUGCGUAAGUUGA
Drosophila ananassae is the source of this 1144-nucleotide messenger RNA. RefSeq lists its product as uncharacterized. The transcript is spliced from 3 exons. Bases 654 to 1100 code for a protein of 148 amino acids. Lineage: Eukaryota; Metazoa; Arthropoda; Insecta; Diptera; Drosophilidae. The record is from RefSeq and is a predicted model, not a curated record.